GGCACCAAGCUCCUCUGUGUCUAUUUCUGAGGUCGGGUGUGCACGGGAGUUUUUUGGCAGCAACAUGAGGCAUGCAUGUGUGUAUUUGGUGGACGUGGAAGGCACUUUUAUCCAUGCUAAGCUUCUUGCCCCCUCUGUGAUCAUCCCCAGGUAGCCGAGACAGCAGGCUCUUUACCGCAAACAAAACCGUGACGGGGAGGAGAAGGGCCUUUCUGUCUUGAAAAAGUUGGGAAAAUGUCCAAAUCUUGAGCAGAUUCUUGUGACACUAAUUCCUCCCCAAUAGUACUUUUCUGCCAAAGACGCUAAACCAGAGUUGGGUGGGAUCCUAAAGGAUAGGAAGGAGCUCGUCUUGCCACGAGAGAAGACAAAGAAGCCCUGUGGUUUAUUGGAUAUUUCAGAUCAGUCCUCUGGCUGUUGAUCUACACCUCUACUGUGAUGCUGAGCCUCCGUGAAGGACAGAGACCCCUUUUCCCACAUGGAUUUGCUGGCACAUUUAAGGCCUCCACCAGUGAACUAGAUCAAAGAGACACAAACUGAGCCCACUAAAAAAUAGAAUGACCUGGAUAUAUAGUCCUCCCUUUGUUCAAUGUAUUGACCUGGAUUUUAGCAGCUCACACACAUAAUAUCACAAUCUUACCCAUUUUAUUUUCAGCCUCUCCUCCACCGUCUCUUCUUUGUGUCCUGGAUGCAUUGUGCUGAGCUGGCGGUUGCAACCCUCUGAUUGUAGUGCAGCUCUGUGGAUUGUGCGUUGGAAGCGCUGAGCGUAUGGUUCCCUUUGGGCCCUGCUGAAUCCAUGCCUGGUGUCCCACUGAGUGUGUCCACCUGUCUCCUAAUUCAGGAAACAUUCAAACGUACCAUCACUUCUGUAGCUCCACUGCCUGUAGAUGACAUCACUGCUAACACACUCAUAUACAGAUGGAUGCAUGUAGGGAACACAAAUAUUAACACGCUCUCCAUAUGGGCGAUUUUGAGCCUCUCGGUCUGUCAAACAGUCUCUGAUUGGGUGGAGAUCCUGGAGCCACGCUCCCGUGAGCGUAUGUAUGUGAAUCUGACUACAGGCGAAUGCGGCUGGGAUCCUCCCCAAGGUGUUCCUGUCCGCCAGGCAGACGGCAACCAGUGGUGGGAGUUGUUUGACCCCCAAAGCGGCCGCUUCUAUUACUACAACUCCACCGGGCGUCGCACUGUCUGGCAUCGACCCUCAGGAGCCGACAUCGUGCCCCUCUCCCAGCUCCAGGCCAUGAAGCGAUCCAGUGAAGCCAAGCAGGCGGGAGGAGGUGUGGAGAAGCACCAUCACGGGACCACGGGGAGUAUCAGCAGCAUGGGCAGCCAGGGGCGCAGCACCCCUCUGCCUGAGCGGGACAACGACAGCCCAGAAGUCCGGGAGCCCAGCGAGCAGGAUACCUCCUCUGAGCCCGACCAGGUGGACGGUCGAUCGAAGGGAGAUGGAAGCAGCACUGAGCACAGCACAGACGGCAGCCGAGACCAGCAGAGGGAUGCUUCUCAAAGAUGGCAGCCGACGCCUGGUUCUAGGGCAGCCAUGUUGGUGAAGGUGAACAGCAUGAGCCGUAACCAGCCCAACCCAGCAUUGCAGCAGCACCUCCAGCACAGUGCACAUAGCAAAGCAAACACUUUUACCAUGCACCCCUCCUGCAACAAGGCCCAAGGAGGACAUUUGAGCUCCAACCAGGGAUAUAAAACAGCACCUUCUGGAAAAAUUGCUGGUGACACACUUCAGGCCCAACACAUGAGAAAAGCCAGCAAUGGCAGCUUUUGUUUGGUGACAUCAGACAGUAGCCACCCCAGUCCUCUGCUUCACAGGUCACAGACUAGCACACCCCGACCCGUGUCCCCACAGUAUGGUUGCACUGCCCCUAUAUAUGAUGAGCCAGUUUCAGACUGUCCUAUAUAUGAUGAGCCCCCCACAGACAUGGAAGUAGAGGGGGCACACCUUUACAAUGGACAACCUCUGUCUCGUUUGACACCUACUCACAGUCUCCAGAAGCCUAGACACCUGCAGCAUCCUGGUUCAUCUCAUUCCGGGUCCAGACACAGGAGGAAUCCUUCUGCCUCUGACUACAGCCCAGCUGGUCUGGAGUGCAUCAAACACAUGGUCAACGUGGACCCUAAACAGGGACUCCAGUCCAGCUCUCCGGUGCCCGCACGUGCCCCUUCCCCUACCCCAAGGCAGGAGUCUGUCAUGACCCAACCACAGCCACAUCCCCAGGCCCAAACCCACUCUUUACAACCGACUCGAAGCCAGCCGAGGGACAGGGAGCAAGGACCCCAGGGCCCAAGUUCACUGGACAAAAAACAAAACUGGCGGAUCCUCGAAGCCACAGUGCAACGAGCCAUGGACGCACGACACAGUAGACAGAGCAGCCAGGACUUCCCCUCAUCCACCCCGCAGGCCAUGGCAAACUAUCAAGACUCUGGUUACUCCACCGGCCCUUCCCCGAGUCUGAGAAGAAAGAGCAGGAGGAGGGUGGGAGCCGGUGGGGGUGCAGGAGGCAGGCCGGGGUCAGUGGGCAGCAGCGGGGAGCUGUGCGCCCUAAACGAGAGGCUCAUGGCAGAGAUGAGGGAGGUGGUUAGUCGCUCCAACACCAUGAGGGAGGUGAGAGCGGGGCUGGACCCAGAAAUGGGGGAGAGGAUUGUUGUACCUCGGACACGAUCCCCUGCAGACUCACUCAGGUGGUUUGGAGGAGGAGGAGGGGCAGCAGCUGGAAGAUGCCCAUCACGAGAGGAUAUCACUGGGGCUUCCCGAUCCUUGAAGGGGACGGGUAACUAUGGCAACCCUGCUCUGACUCCUCUGGAGAUGCCAGGGAGACAGAAAAGAACCUAUGAAAAGGUGGACACCUUGGAGAUGAGUAUAAAUAGCCAGGCCAGCCUGUCGUCACCAGAGACCCCCGGACCACCUUCCCAGACGGGAACCCUAGAGCUUCAGGCUCAGCUGGAGAGCAGGAAGAAAGGCAUGGUGGACGGACGGACUGCUUCGCUGGGUCCUCACCGCCCUGCCAACCAUGACAACAGAGAGGGAGGUGACGGGGCAGGAGGAAGAGGAGGAGGAUCUGCCUACCAGCUCUCCUACGCCACCCUACGACAGCCCCCUCCUCCUGACAUGGGCAUGGAGGACUGGGCUAGCAAACACCUCAACAUGCACACGCAAGGACUGUUCCGGCGCCGUGUCUCCAUCGCCAACAUGCUGUCCUGGAACCGCGGAUCCAUCAAAAAGCCCAUGCUGGUCACCAGCAACCGCGCCGUCAGAAAGGAGGCCUGCGAGAUGUUCAAGCUGGUGCAGGCCUACAUGGGAGACCGGCCUUCGCGGCUCGACCGCCGCCACUGCGCCCUGCUCAUCGUCACCAAGUGCUGGGACAUGCCAGGGCUGCGGGACGAGCUGUACGUGCAGCUGGUGAGGCAGACCACCGGGAAUGCCAGCCCCAGAAGCUUGGCGGCAGGUUGGGAGCUGAUGGCUGUCAGCUUGGCCUUCUUUGCUCCCUCACCCAAGUUUCGCUGCUACUUGGAGGGCUACAUCCAGAGACAUACAGAAACCACCAGCGACAAGAAAUGUGAGUCUCAGACUGAGCUACAGGUGACACAGUUCAUAUUGGAACAGCAGGAGCUAAAACUGAAGAAGAAUUCAAAGUCCAGAAAGAAGCGAAAACAGAACACAGAGGAGGAAGAAGGUCUUCCUAUCAGCACAUAUGCCAAGUUCUGCCAUCGGAAGCUGCUGAAGGUGGCAAUCACUGGAGGUAAAAAGGGUCUUCGUAAGCCCACCUUGGAGGAGAUCGACCACAGCAGACGAGCCAUCAUUACCCCCUCCCUUUUUGGCAGUUCUCUGGAGGAAGUGAUGGAAAGGCAGAGCGAGCUCUUCCCAGACAGGAAGCUACCCUGGGUGCAGGUUCAGCUCUCCCAGUAUGUUCUGGCUCUGGGUGGGGCUCAGACUGAGGGCAUCUUCAGAGUACCUGGAGACAUCGAUGAAGUGAAUGCAUUAAAGCUCCAAGUCGACCAGUGGAGGAUUCCAGAGAAUCUGUCUGAUCCCAAUGUUCCUGCCUCGCUGAUGAAGCUAUGGUACCGUGAGCUGGAGGAGCCCCUCAUCCCCAUGAACUUCUACAAGCAGUGUGUCUGUAACUGUGACGAUCCGGUGGCGGCCAUCGCUGUGGUGCAGUCGCUACCGGAGCUCAACAGGCUGGUUCUCUGCUACUUCAUCCACUUCCUGCAGGUUUUCGCCCAGCCCUCCAACGUUGCCAUAACCAAGAUGGAUGUGAACAACCUGGCCAUGGUGAUGGCUCCCAACUGUCUCCGAUGCCAGUCCGACGAUCCGCGGAUCAUCUUCGAGAAUACGCGCAAGGAGAUGUCCUUCCUGAGAAUGCUCAUCGUUCACCUGGACACCAGUUUCAUCGAGGGGGUGGUGUAGACUCGGCACAGAUGGGCUACACAUUUACAGACAUGCAUAAACACUGUCUCUGUUUAAGCCACACUGGAAACCGCUGGAGGUCAGAAGUUUGACCUCCUACAACACAGAGUGUGAAAAUAGCUUGGACUUUGCCACCCUGUACUCUCCUACUUCCUGAGAAAAAAGACAGUUUCACCUUAGAUUUCAGAUGUUUUUUUGUACUAAAAUCCACAGUGACAAGCGGUUCUAACCACUGCAUGUAAAAACAGGUUAACCCUUUAUUUUUUACGUAGGGGGUGUUACCACACUUAUAUUUGACAGCUGGGUUGUGCAAGGGGAGAGACGAGCAGAAUUUAAGAACUAUUUACUUGACAAAGAAAGAAAAACUAUAAACUUCAUCAGUGUUGAAACUUUUCUUUUUUUCUGAUCUUUCUGAUUACAUUCAAGUGUGUUUGGGUGUGUGUGACUGAACAAAAGACAGCCUUUUAUCAUGUACAGAAAUCUGAAACUAUAAAAGAAAUGUUGUAAUUGUCUUUAUUAAUAAGCUUGCCUGUGUUGUUUUGAAUAAUUGUAUUAAUAGCUGUAUUUCAUUUUAUGAGACCUGAAGAAUUAUGGAGUUUUUUAUUUCAAAGCACAAGCUGGGGAAGGGUCCGAGCCCGAGGCUCUUUCUAAAUACGAUGGGAAUUUUUAUGAGGACAUAAACAUGGAAAUAUUUUGAUUUCUCCAAAUGGAAAGACUGCUUCUGGUUUUAAGCUGUAGUGACUGUGAGAGGCUGCUUAUUCAGCCGAUGAUGCUCCGUCUCUGCGAAGUUUUUCAGUUGAAAUUUUCUGUGUGUGAGCUGUGUGUUUCUGUUUGGUGGCUCAGGUCUUCUGGUAAAACGGGUGCUGGACGUUGUAACUGUACAUGGCCUCUGUCAUAGACUGAAAAUACAGAGUAUUAUCCAACUGUCAAUCACUAUGAGACUGUAAAUGGAGCUUUUUGUGUCCCCUCUCAGGCUUUGCUGAUGUAAAUAAAUUCUGUGUGUAAAAUAUUACUAACUUUUCUUGAGUCUAUUCUAAUGAUCCAGGUUAGGGGGGUUGGGUUUUUUCUCUAUUGUAAUUAACUGUUUUUCUGCUGUAACCGCUUGCCUUUUGAACAUAGGAAUGAUCCAAACCACUUUCCAUGUGCGUCUCUGUGUGUGUGUGUGUGUGUGUGUUAGCGUACCAUCCUGUCAUUAAAUGGAACGGCUGUCCAUAAAUAAAGGUUUGUUUAAUUAUU
Melanotaenia boesemani (Boeseman's rainbowfish) is the source of this 5647-nucleotide messenger RNA. It is a transcript of the gene arhgap46a, whose product is annotated as Rho GTPase activating protein 46a. The coding region runs from base 794 to 4411 and encodes 1205 amino acids. The record is from RefSeq and is a predicted model, not a curated record. Gene Ontology annotation, biological process: signal transduction. Gene Ontology annotation, cellular component: cytoskeleton; cytoplasm. Gene Ontology annotation, molecular function: protein binding; GTPase activator activity. The transcript has 10 exons. Lineage: Eukaryota; Metazoa; Chordata; Actinopteri; Atheriniformes; Melanotaeniidae.